UUCUCAGUUGGUUAUUUAUGCCUCAUAUAACGUACACUUAUUCAGCCUGUUGUUCACUAUUCUUUAUUUAUUUUAAAUUGCCUUUCAAAUGUCUAUUCUUGGUGUUGGGUUUUAUCAAAUACAUUUCCCCCAAAAAUGCGACUUAUACUCCAGUGCGACUUAUAUAUGUUUUUUUCCUUCUUUAUUAGGCAUUUUCGUCAGGUGCGACUUUUACUCCGAAAAAUACGGUAUAUACAAUUCAGGCCAAAAGUUUGGACACACCUUCUCAUUUCAAUGCGUUUUCUUUAUUUUCAUGACUAUUUACAUUGUAGAUUGUCAAUGAAGGCAUCAAAACUAUGACACCUGUGUGAUAGUUUUGUGAAAACCAUUUCAGGUGACUACCUCUUGAAGCUCAUCGAGAGAAUGCCAAGAGUGUGUAAAAAGAGUAAUCAUAGCAAAUGGCGGCUAGUUUGAAGAAACUAGAAUAUAAAACAUUUUUUCAGUUAUUUCACCUUUUUUUGUUAAGUACAUAACUCCACAUGUGUUCAUUCAUAGUUUUGAUGCCUUCAAUGACAAUCAUGAAAAUAAAGAAAACACAUUGAAUGAAAAGGUGUGUCCAAACCAUGUAUAUAUUUACACGUGUUUAUCAUUUAUAUAAAAAAUACAAUAUAUAUGAACAACACAAAACAAAAAUGGAAAAAAAUGCCAAUCUCAAUACGCUGGUAUCAACCUGAUACUACCUUUGGUAUCAACAUGAUCGAUACUUGAGUCGCCCCGCCCAGUCCUCGGUGUGUGUACAUUAGCGCUGCUGAGACGUUACUACGGGAGAUGUGUUGUACAAAUGGAAUACUUUAAAGUACACCAGUGUUCAGCAACAAUGUGCACACAAUGGAAGCACACACAACAUUGUCGGAUCAACAACACCCAAGCCAAAAAGAUGAGUACUCAGGCAAAGUCCAAACAUGUGUUUUUGGGGGACAACACGGAGGCUGCCGUCCUGCAGGUUCCCCAACAACGCAAGCAGCAGCGCAGCAGCAGCAGCAGGAGGAGCAGAGACACAGUCCAUGUUUCCCAUCCUGAUGUCGGGGAAGAGCACGCCACAAACACACAAAGAGUCAGUGCAGUCGUUGACAGCGACUCAGACUUGUCUGACACUGAGAGAUCUUCUGUGUUGCCUUCAGGUGGACUUCCUCCGCAGCUUGAGCUGCGACCGGAGGUCAUCCCGGCAGAAGACCGUUCCCCUCGAGGUGUCCCACGCGGUCCUAAGGGGUACGGCUUCCCCGAUGUGCUUCCUCCACCGUUUAACUCGUGGAGCGUCGGCCAGCUGUCGGUGUUCUACAGCGCGGAGAAGCGUGGAGCCCUGCGGCGUAAGCCCGUCGGCCCGCUGGAGAGGUUCUUGGAGAGGCUGCUAGAAUUGGAGCGGAGACGUUUUCAGACCGUUCUGGAGGAGCGUGGGGGCCCCCCUGCUGCGUCCGCGGCACGGAACUGCUGUGGGUCAGCUAAGAAUGCGACGUCACGCCUCAGCUCACCAAAGCGUAUCCUUCAAUGUCAGCGUGCCUUCCCUCUUACCUUCCUCUCCUCGCUGGCCCCUCCUUCCACCGCGCUCUCCGGCUGUGCCUGCACACAGUGCCAGCUCCACUACGCUUCCUGCGCCCUGUUGUGCUGCCGCUCUCAGCACCGCCCGCCGGGGCAUCGAGGCACCGCGUCUCUCCCCAAAAGAAGUUGCAGCGAGAGUCGCGCGCGCGCAGAAGAAACGCCGCCACCUGCGAGGUUAAACAGCUCUGUGACCACCAACGGUCACAUGAGGAGGAUGCAAGCUCUGGGGAACAUUCGCCAUCCCGUCCAAGCUGUGAACUGCAAACCUGUUAGGUGCACGAGUGCCACAAGGAGAGGGAGAGAGCAUCCGGCAGCUUUCACAAGCAACACAUCAGACCUGACGAGGGGAAGAAGUGUCUCCGAGCGCAGGAAGAAUGCAGAGAAGCAGCCGUACCUGAGUAAAAGUACGAGUACUUUCCAGGAAAAUGACUAUGUAGAACUCAGUUUCUUGACUUGAAUACAACCAGGAGGAUCAAAAGUAUGUACCGUAUUUUUCGGACUAUAAGUCGCAGUUUUUUUCAUAGUUUGGCCGGGGGUGCGACUUAUACUCAGGAGCGACUUAUGUGUGAAAUUAUUAACACAUUACCGUAAAAUAUCAAAUAAUAUUAUUUAGCUCAUUCACGUAAGAGACUAGACGUAUAAGAUUUCAUCGGAUUUGGCGAUGAGGAGUGACAGAUUGUUUUGUAAACGUAUAGCAUGUUCUAUAUGUUAUAGUUAUUUGAAUGACUCUUACCAUAAUAUGUUACGUUAACAUACCAGGCACGUUCUCAGUUGGUUAUUUAUGCCUCAUAUAACGUACACUUAUUCAGCCUGUUGUUCACUAUUCUUUAUUUAUUUUAAAUUGCCUUUCAAAUGUCUAUAUUCUUGGUGUUGGGUUUUAUCAAAUACAUUUCCCCCAAAAAUGCGACUUAUACUCCAGUGCGACUUAUAUAUGUUUUUUUCCUUCUUUAUAAUGCAUUUUCGGCCGGUGCGACUUAUACUCCGGAGCGACUUAUAGUCCGAAAAAUACGGUAUUUAGAUGACACAAGUUUAUUGUGUAACUCAGGGGUGUCAAACGUACGGCCCGAGGGCCGCAUCAGGCCCGGGUACAGGUUUCAUCCGGCCCGCGGGAUAGGUUUGCUAAGUAUAAAAAUUCACCUGAAAUGUUUAAAUGGAAGAAACAGCUGUUCUAAAUGUGUCCACUGGAUGUCGCAAUAGCUAUUUGUAGAGGGUGCUACAUAUGUACAAAAUAAACCACAUGAUGUUAGUACAUCAGUCAAGGAAAUUAAUCAAGCUACAUAAUCAUACUUGCCAACCCUCCCGAAAUUCAGCGCCCCUCCCGAAAACCUCCCGGGACAAAUAUUCUCCCGAAAAUCUACCGAUUUUCAGCCGGAGCUGGAGGCCACGCCCCGACCAGCUCCAUGCGGACCUGAGUGAGGACAGCCUUUUUUAAGUUAAAGUUAAAGUACAAAUGAUUGUCACACACACACUAGGUGUGGCGAAAUUAUUCUCUGCAUUUGACCCAUCACCCUUGAUCACCCCCUGGGAGGUGAGGGGAGCAGUGGGCAGCAGCGGUGGCCGCGCCCGGGAAUAAUUUUUGGUGAUUUAACCCCCAAUUCCAACCCUUGACGCUGAGUACCAAGCAGGGAGGUAAUGGGUCCCAUUUUUAUAGUCUUUGGUAUGACUCGGUCGGGGUUGGAACUCACAACCUACCAAUCUCAGGGCGGACACUCUAACCACUAAGCCACUGAGUAACAAGUUUGUGCUUGUUGUAUUUUUAAACAAAGAAAACAAUCUGAAGUUGUCUUUAUUUUUAAAUUAUCGUGCCGUGAUUUUACAAGUCCGGCCCACUUGGGAGUAGAUUUUUCUCCUUGUGGCCCGGCCCUCCCAUCUAAAAUGAGUUUGACAACCCUGGUAUAACUACUUGACUCAGAGUGUGUCCCGAUCAUCGUGCACUCGUGUACACACACAUUCUUUUGAGUGCACAAGUGUGUUUCACGGGAAGUAUGGCAAAAUGCAUUAAGUCAGUCGGUCAGUGAUGGACACUUAGCACCCUUUAAGAAAUGCAUCUUAGCUGUGUACAAACAAAGGGACUCUGUGUGUUCACACUAUUUACUGUCAAUUAAAACAUUUGUUUAAGCA
Messenger RNA from Nerophis lumbriciformis (worm pipefish), 3696 nucleotides. RefSeq lists its product as uncharacterized. NCBI's taxonomy places the organism in Eukaryota, Metazoa, Chordata, Actinopteri, Syngnathiformes, Syngnathidae. The record is from RefSeq and is a predicted model, not a curated record.